Ustilago hordei is the source of this 612-nucleotide messenger RNA. RefSeq lists its product as uncharacterized. Gene Ontology annotation, cellular component: Golgi apparatus; endoplasmic reticulum-Golgi intermediate compartment; endoplasmic reticulum. The transcript has a single exon. Gene Ontology annotation, biological process: UDP-N-acetylglucosamine biosynthetic process. The record is from RefSeq and is a predicted model, not a curated record. The coding region runs from base 1 to 612 and encodes 203 amino acids. NCBI's taxonomy places the organism in Eukaryota, Fungi, Basidiomycota, Ustilaginomycetes, Ustilaginales, Ustilaginaceae. Gene Ontology annotation, molecular function: glucosamine 6-phosphate N-acetyltransferase activity; monosaccharide binding.
AUGCCUGCCACGAUCCCUGCCGGCCCAGCAGAUCCUCUCGGAACCAACGUACCGUCUGAUCUGCCCGCCAUGCCGACGGCAACAACGUCAAGUCUGACGCCCGAGUCAGAGCUCCAGCUCGCAUUCGAUGCAUCAUUCAUUCCUAAAACCGUCAAAGACAUCCUACCAGAAGAUAUCAUCGUCCGUCCACUUGCUAGCGAUGACUACAACCGCGGCCAUCUCCGUGUUCUCGCGGACCUCACCCAGGCUCCCGAUAUCGGCCCUGCCGUAUGGUCAAAGCAAUUUGCUCUCCAACUCGCAUCCCCGGACACCUACUACCCUAUCGUCUUCAUCCACACACCAACAGACCAGAUCGUGGCCUGCGGAACACUCUUCGUCGAAUUCAAGUUCCUGAGGAAUGCGGGGCUUUGCGGACACAUAGAGGAUAUCGUCGUGCACAAGGAUGGACAAGGAAAAGGGUUAGGGAAGAAAAUCAUCGAGGUAUUGACAGAAGUCGCGAAGAGGAGAGGCUGUUACAAGGUCAUUUUGGAUUGUAGCGAGAAGAACGUGCCUUUUUACGAGAAGUGCGGUUACCACAAGGCAGGAGAGCAGAUGGCUGUGUACUACGUCUAG